AGAGCCAGACCAAAGCUCAGAGACUGACUGAAGUCCUCAAGCAGAUGAUGAUGGAGGAAGAGGAGGACAGAGUAGAGUCUGCAAGAUCCAGCUGUCCGUCUGUGGCCAGUGACCAGUCCAAAGGUCAACCUCCGGACUUCAGUGAUGAGUCUGGACCAACAAGAUUAAACAUGGCGAUGUGCACAGAUGACAUAGAUUGUAACAAGAUUUACCCGGUGACUGAAUAUUCCAUAUCAAAUCGCAUCGCACUGCUGAUCAAUAUUAGACAUUUUUAUGAUCUGAAAUCAAACCGACACGGUGCUGAGUAUGACGCACAAGCCGUGCUCAACCUGCUCUAUAAUCUGGGCUAUGCAGUGGUAUAUUACCAAGACCUGACUGCACAGGAGAUUGAUGAGGCUCUAAUUCGUUUCUCCAAGCAUCGAAAGCUCUUUAACACAGACAGUGUGUUUGUGGUUCUCAUGUCUCAUGGUGACUUGGGAACCAUCCGUGGCUCUGACCUGAAGAACUUUGAAAUUGAUAAAAUUUAUGAGCGCUUAAACACAAAGAACUGUCCUGCACUAAUGAACAAGCCAAAGGUCAUAAUCAUUCAGGCCUGUAGAGGAGAGAAUGAAGGAGUAGUUACAGUAGAUGCAAGCAGACAAUCCAUGGGGACAGAAAACACUGGCCCUCCACCAAAAAACAUUGCUAAAGUUGGAAAAGUACACAUAGAAAAGGAUUUCAUUGGUUUUCAUUCGAGCACACCUCACACCUAUUCAUAUAGAAACCCAGAAUAUGGUUCUAAUUUCUUCCAUUACAUUUGUGAUGUGAUCCUCACGGGGUGCUGUCAAGAUGAUAUUGAAGAACUAUUCAAAAAAGUCAUGCAACAAUUUGAAGAUUUCCCCUCUGAACAGAAGCAGAUGCCAACCAAAGAGAGAGACACUCUGACAAAACACUUCUACCUAUUUCCAGGAAUUAAGCACCGGUUCCAUGAAGAGAAGCAACUACACAAGAGACUGGAAGCUCUCAGGAUGGAGCCUGCUGGGGGCCAAUGGUUGAGACCAGGUCUGAGGAAGUAUUCCUGUCAACUCACA
Messenger RNA from Pundamilia nyererei, 1070 nucleotides. Its product is annotated as caspase-1-like. The transcript has 11 exons. Gene Ontology annotation, molecular function: cysteine-type endopeptidase activity. The record is from RefSeq and is a predicted model, not a curated record. Gene Ontology annotation, biological process: proteolysis; regulation of inflammatory response. NCBI's taxonomy places the organism in Eukaryota, Metazoa, Chordata, Actinopteri, Cichliformes, Cichlidae. Gene Ontology annotation, cellular component: AIM2 inflammasome complex; IPAF inflammasome complex; NLRP3 inflammasome complex. The annotation marks the transcript as partial.